GAGACCAUAGAAAUAUCCAGGUAAAGAUAGUAUCAUUAAUUUUAUCACUCAUGUUAUUAAAAUUAAAUGAAAAAUUAAAUGAAAAUUAAAGAGAUAAGGAUGCACUAUUAGAUAAGAAUUACACAUGUAAAAACAUGGAAGUGAAAACGUGGUUUAACUUUCUACACAAAUGGGAGUGAAAAUGUGGUCUCCUAGUUGUCCUUACAAAUCAUCCAAACUCCCCUAUAAAUAGCAACCAUCACCCUCACCAGUUCUUCACACCAGCUCUGCUCUCCCUCUCUGCAUACAAUUGAAGUGAUGUUGGAGUUCAACGACGUAAUUUAUCAAGAGAUUAUGGAAAGCUUCGAGAUAUAUAUUCCUAUGGAGGAUUCAUGUGGCCAUUGGUUUAUGAUGGUAAUUCAUCUUGAAAAAAGUAAGAUAUUCCAUCUUGAUUCAUUCUUGGUUGACGACAAAACUGAAGGCAGGCGCCAACAAAUUAGGAAAAUUGCAAUUGUUCUUUCAAGUCUGCUUUUGCUCAUAUACAAAGCGGACACGUCAUUUUGUUUAUUGCCGGACUUUGAAAAAUGGGAGAUUGUUGAGCCUAGGGGGAUACCAAAUGUUGGCAAUAGCGAAAAUUCUGGGUUGUGGGUGGCGGAAUGGUUGAACAUGGAACAAUCGUUCAACGAGCAAAUGACAGGAGUGCUUGACGAUCGGACUGUGAGGAUGAAAAUCGCGUUGAGGUUGUUAACGGGUCCCCACAAUGGUCUCCGUCGAGUGUUGGAGAUGAAAGCAGCUGACUAUUGGAAUAUGCAUACAGAUAACACACCAUAAUCAAGUUUAAAUGGAAGUUUGCUUGCGAAUUCACAACUGUUUAAUGCCUUUUGUAGUGUUUUGAUGGUUAUGUUGUUUAUUUUGGAAGGGCAUUCAAUGAAGGCUAAACGUGAUCCUCAUGUAGGUGAUUGCUGGAAAAAAACCUGUUUUUUAGUUAUCAGAUUAGGAAAAAAAAAUAAUGUUGAUUAGUUUUCCAGCUUAUGAUUUGGUUGAUCUAUUAUUUUCUAUGUUUAUCUAGGUACUAAGGUUAUAUUUUGAUCAGUAAAACUGCCUUAACUUUGUAUCAUUUAUGAAUACUACUUAUUCAUGGAUUAUGCAUAUAUGUGACAUUAUGUUUAUGCAUUUGUAAUUGUACUUGUAUCACUCGAACCUGUUCUUAAUGUGAUAGCUUCUUCUAA
Trifolium pratense (red clover) is the source of this 1208-nucleotide messenger RNA. RefSeq lists its product as uncharacterized. Gene Ontology annotation, biological process: proteolysis. The record is from RefSeq and is a predicted model, not a curated record. The transcript has 6 exons. Bases 298 to 810 code for a protein of 170 amino acids. Gene Ontology annotation, molecular function: cysteine-type peptidase activity. Lineage: Eukaryota; Viridiplantae; Streptophyta; Magnoliopsida; Fabales; Fabaceae.